AUGUUAUCGUCCAGUCCAGCAGUCCCACUUUCCUCCAUCAAUUUCAGUGAUGAUAACCAACGUCGUCUAUCACUUAUGACCGCUUCAGGUAGAGAGAUAUUUACAGCUCGUGAUGGUCUACCUUCACCCGAACAUCUCACUCCAAUCGAAGGUGUAACUCCCACUGCAAGCGAACCGGGAAGUAGAUCAAUCAGUCGACAAACAAGUACAGAUGAUUUAUCUCAUCAUGAAGAACCUCAUUAUGAAAGAUAUAAAGAAUUAGAUACUACUUCUUUAAGAAAAGUUCCUAGUAGAGGUGGUAUCUGGCAUGAAGUUGAAGAACCAAGAGCCCCCAACGCUCCCUACUAUUCAUCACAAACGAGCAGUCGUUCCAGUUCUCCUCCUGUUGAUAAAACAGACGUGGAACAAUGGCAUGCGGCUCAUAAACGACCACCUAUACCCUCCGGCCUCUCUUUUACCCCCGCGACUCCUGACGCACCUUCUCCUGCUCCAUCUCUACCAGCUGCUCAAACCGCCCACCAUCAAUCCGAAGUCAACAAGCCGUAUCAAGGAUCCAAGACUGCACCUUCUAGUCCCCACGAAUCUCCACACGCUACCCGACAUGCUAAACAUCACGCUGGACCUCUGCAUGAUCUCCGUCGAUUCUUGAAUCAUCACAUCGGGCACAAUGAUCACAAACAAAAACAACCUCCUGUAGGUGAACAUGGGUCUAUUGCCGCCCAAGCUAUCCACGCCCAUAUGAACGAAACCCCAGGGCCAUCAGUUCCUGGCUCCCCCACAACUGCAGGUGCAGCCACGCCAGGUAUGCAGCGUCGAGGAAGUAGCUUUAGUGGCCUUGGUGGCGGUGCUGCUGCCACUGCUGCGCCUAGUGCUGUACCCACAGCGCAAGCGACUCCAGCGACGUCUAGACACGCGGAGCAUCAUGAGAAACACGGUGCCCAUAGUUCUCACCUCAUGGGAUUCAUGAGACAUCAUCAUCGGGAAAACGAAGGGGAGAAAUCUCACUCCUCUCUUGCCAGUUUCUUCGGUCAUCACAACGAUAAGCACAAGGAGAAGAAGACCAAGAAGGAAGGGAAAACUCCAACGGAGUCUCGAGUCACUAGUGCUGCACCCAGUAGGACUACUACUUCGACUCUUCAAAUGACUCAAGCUGAACAUUUACCUGCAUCAUCUGUUCCACCUUCCCGAGGUCAUUCACCUCCUGACACUCCUAGCAUCUCCACUCCCAAAAAUGCUCAAGAUUAUCCCGGAGUUCCUCACCCUGUCGUCGCUCUCACUCAUCCAUCACUUCACGAAGCUACUCAUGCUCACCUAUCAAAGAAAUACGGCAAGUGGGGUAAAGUCCUCGGUUCAGGUGCUGGUGGUACCGUCAGACUCAUCAAGGCUAACUCAAAGAGCGGUGGUUCCACCUAUGCUGUCAAGGAAUUUAGACCUAGAAGACAAGGAGAAAGCGAAAAGGAAUACCAACGAAAGGUUACCGCAGAGUUCUGUGUAGGUGUCACCUUGAGGCAUAUUAACGUGAUUGAAACGGUUGAUAUCGUAAAUGAUCAUGGUCAUUUCUACGAGGUCAUGGAAUAUGCCCCUUAUGACCUUUUCUCCGUUGUCAUGUCCGGCAAAAUGGCUAGACCCGAAAUUUACUGUGUCUUCCGCCAAAUCAUUGACGGCGUCAACUACCUUCAUUCAAUGGGUCUCGCUCACAGAGAUUUGAAACUCGAUAAUUGCGUUAUGACCCAUGACAAUGUUGUCAAGCUCAUCGAUUUCGGUACAGCCACUGUAUUCCAUUAUCCUGGUAAACAUCAAAUUCCUGCAUCUGGAGUUGUCGGUUCAGAUCCUUAUCUCGCGCCGGAAGUCCUCAAUAAGGACGCUUAUGAUCCUCGACUUACCGAUGUCUGGUCGGUCGCCAUCAUCUUUAUGUGUAUGAUCCUUCGUCGAUUCCCCUGGAAAAUCCCAGAUUUCAAGACCGAUAUGAGUUAUCGACUUUACGUGAAUACCCAUCCUGAAUUAUGCACCAAACCUCCUGUACCGACUCCCGCUCCUUCCGUCAUGAAUGGUCAUGAGGGGAUCAGCAACAAAGUCGGUGGUCCACACGCAUUACUCAACGAUGGAUCAAGUUCUUUACCUUUCCGAUCAACCUCGAUGGUUUCAAACGCCAGUACUGCUGUGGAGACAAAAGCCAGUCCAGAGUCCCAUCAUCUAGCUGGUCUAACAGAGUCUGGAUCGUCCUCGGACGAAGGUACCAAUUUAUCUCACUUGAACAUAAGGGAUCCAGGAGAAGAACGACAAGAUCUAUCCGAUACUCAUUUCCCAAGAAGAAGUGAUUCCAUUGUAUCUGUUCCUGCAUCUCGAUACGCCACUUCCGGCGCAUUAUCGGCUGCAGCUCCCAAGAGACAGGGAACAUUACCUGUAGAAGGCUCAACUCGAAUGGAUAAACUUUCUGUCCCCGAUGAAAAUUCUCGAAGUGCUGCAAGAAGUAGAGCUGUGUCUAAUCCUGUUUCGCCGCCUAUUACACCAGGAGUAAACGAAACUCACCGAAACCCAUUUGGACCAGGCAAUUCGAUUACUCCAGCUGUCAGAGCUGAACAACAAGCUAAACGAGAACGAGCCGCAUCAAUCUCCUCAACCAGGACAUUCCAAUCAGGUGGAGCAGAAUCAAUAUUUAGAUUAUUACCUCGUGAAUCAAGAUCCGCAAUCAUGAGAAUGUUAGCUGUUGAACCUUCGAUCAGAUGUACUCUUUCAGAUUUAUUAGUAGGAAGAGGUAAAGAUGAAAUGAUGUGUUCAUGUGGUUCACCCGAAUGUUCAGGUUCAGUCUUCCCGCCGCCAAAAGAAAUUACUGGAAUGACAAAUGAUGAAUUAGAUGAUGGUGAUGAAUGGGUAAAGAGUAUAGAAUGCUGUUCACAUCAUCCAGGCAAACCAGUUAAUCACAAUCAUAUCAAAGUCAUUUCUGAAGAGAAACCAAAGAAGAAGUUAUUCCACUAA
This is a messenger RNA of Kwoniella shivajii, 2976 nucleotides long. RefSeq lists its product as uncharacterized. The coding region runs from base 1 to 2976 and encodes 991 amino acids. The record is from RefSeq and is a predicted model, not a curated record. Gene Ontology annotation, cellular component: cytosol. Lineage: Eukaryota; Fungi; Basidiomycota; Tremellomycetes; Tremellales; Cryptococcaceae. The transcript has 3 exons. Gene Ontology annotation, biological process: protein phosphorylation; intracellular signal transduction. Gene Ontology annotation, molecular function: protein serine/threonine kinase activity; ATP binding.